Messenger RNA from Asterias rubens (European starfish), 4036 nucleotides. RefSeq names its product histone-lysine N-methyltransferase 2D-like. Gene Ontology annotation, biological process: superoxide anion generation. The record is from RefSeq and is a predicted model, not a curated record. Lineage: Eukaryota; Metazoa; Echinodermata; Asteroidea; Forcipulatida; Asteriidae. The transcript has 11 exons. Gene Ontology annotation, molecular function: superoxide-generating NADPH oxidase activator activity; protein binding. The coding region runs from base 199 to 3207 and encodes 1002 amino acids.
AACACAAUCAACAAACACUAGAAUUUGUGAAGAGCUUCCGCGUUCCAAAGAAUUAACCUCAAAUAAUCUGCUGAAUAACGAGGGAAAACUGUGACAACUGCGGAAGGAUGACACUCACACUAUCGUCCCAAUAAAUACGUCCUUUUCAUAAAGGGGCUUGGGACAAAACUUGUAUUUUGAGGACAUUUUGUGGACGGGAUGGCUGACAAACAGAGCCACAAAGACACGAUCGUGAUUUGGCAUGAAGCCGUGCAGCUUUUCGACCGUGGAGAGCGCCGUACGGCCCUGGCCAACUUGCAGACGAUACAGGAACCGUCGGCGAAGAUUCUCUAUAACAUUGGACAUAUUCAACAGGUUUCUGAUAACAAUCGCAAUGCUGUUCAGAGUUUCAAGAGGUGUGUUGAAAAAGAUCCCCACAUGGGCAUUGGUCAUUUCCAGUUGGCUCAGACUCACUAUCGGCAGAAGAAUUACAAGGAUGCCUUUAACAGUCUAGAGAAAGCACGAAGCUGUCUACGAGGAAAUAAAUUCAUAGACUACAAGCAGUUAGGGUUAGCAUAUAAGCUAUACGAAUGUGAGAUUCUGCAUAAUCUAGCGUUAACCUUUGCAGCGUUGAGUGAUACCCAUGGGGCCAUGGAGAUGAUGAGAGAAGCUGUGAGGUAUAAGUCCGAUGCCAGACAUAACUCCAUUGAUUCUGCACAACAAGCUCUACAGAAAGGGCAAAUUCCAAAGCCGUUCUUGAUACCAGAGCAUCAUAUUUUCCGGCCUCCUGCUGCUAAGGUCCAGAAUGUCCAAGGAGUGGAUUACUUGGGCCAGGCUAAGGUUCUCUCUGAACUCGUUGUACCUGACUCUGAAGCAAAGAAAGGAAGGAGUCCCAGUCCCCUCCCACCGAAAAGACCACCACCCAUGGCCGCACCCUCAAACGCCUUUCAACCCAUAGACACCCAACCGAUACGUAGUCACUCCCCCAACCCCAAAUCCCCACCCUCUCGCCCCCCACCCGGACCCCCACCAUCUGGUCCUCCAUCUGGUCCCCCACCUGGACCCCCACCAUCCGGUCCCCCAUCUGGCCCCCCACCGGGCCCACCACCCUCUGCACCACCCUCAGUAAACCGUAGCAGCCCCUCUAUACCGAUGCACCCACCCCCUACUCUUCCUGGUGGUACCUCCCCAUCACCCAGCCCAACAAGCCCAACUUAUGCUAAACCUACCCAUAAGGACACCAUCAACAUAUGGCAUGAAGGGGUGCUCAUGUUUGAGAAGGGGCAGGUCGGGCCGGCGCUGGACCAGAUGUUGAGGAUCGUGGAGCCGUCUGCUAAGAUCUUAUUCAACAUCGGCGUGCUUCAUCUGAAGAUGGGGAAUGUUGCAGAUGCGGAUGAGGUUUUCCAGAUGGUGGUCGUUAAGGACCCGCAUCUAGCCAUUGGUCACUUCCAGCAUGGUAACAUUCAAUGCCAGCUCAACAGACCAGACCAGGCCAGGAGGCAGUAUGAAAAAUGUAUGACCAGCUUCCGCGGUCAUAAAUUCAUCGACUACAAGCAACUUGGGUUGGCGUACAAGUUGUAUGAAUUUGAGGUACUUCAUAACCAGGCCUGGGCUUACAACAAACUCCGCCAGAGGGAAACAUGCCUGCAGCUACUCAAGGAGGCACAGGGAACCAGACCUGAAACUAAACAUGACGGUGUGGAUAACGCACUCAAGAAUGCACAGGCUGGCGCCCCCUUUGACAUCAUGAAGCUACCCAAAGGAGCGUUGUUCCGUCCCCCAAAGGCCAAGAUCGAUAACGUGAAGAAGAUCGAUUACCUCGGGCAGGCCACAGUGAUAUCUGAGCUCGCCGGCAAUGAACGAAGAAGCCCUUCACCUACUGUUGAUGCAUCCAUCACAGAUUCAUUCUACCUCCCGAUGUCUCCUCUGACCCCCCUAUCGCCCCCCUCUACAACCCCUCUUUCGCCCCAUCCUACAACCCCCCUGUCACCCCCUGCACAGGUCGCCAAACACCUGAAACCACGCCCCGGCAAGUCACUCCCGGCACCGCCAGUAAACUUUCAGCCCGAAGUCCCUAGGAAAUCACUUCCGGCACCACCAGGAAAUUUUCAACCCGAGUCCCCCAGGAAAUCACUCCCAGCACCACCAGUAAAGUUUCAGCCCAACUCCCCUAGAAAAUCACUCCCAGCACCACCAGCAAACUCUCAGCCGGAGCCUCCAAGGAAAUCACUCCCGGGUCCCCCUAACAAAGGCGGGCAACGAACACCACCAUUUCUCACAAGCAUACCCAAAGUGGAGCUGCCCGCACCUGUACCUCCACGAUCGACUAGCCUUGGGCUUACAGAGCCCCCACAAAGUCCCGGCCCACCGGAUCGGCCAAUUCCACCAAUCCCAAUCCCAGUGGAGGACAGUACAAUUCCGCGACGCCAACCACCACCUCCGCCGACCCAAAAUGGAUCAGAGAACAUCACAAUAAAUGGGAAUCACAAGAGGAAGACGAGCCCCCCAUUCAACCCGAACAAACCGCUGCCGACGCUACCAAACCUUGACUCUCCAUCAAACACCCCGCCCCCUUCACAGCGGCGUGUCAGUCCCGUUCCCCCGGAUAAACCUGUACCGCCCUCGCCCAAUCGUAACAGUCCAGCCCUCGGACGACGAACCCCAUCAGGCCCUCCGGACAAACCCCUCCCCCAAUCCCCAAACAGAUUAAGUCCAAGUGUACCUCUCCGGACCCCGCCCCCGAUCCCAAAUUCCGGAGCCAGCGACAGUCAAGACAAGAGGAAAAGAUCGCACAGCCCUCUCCCACCGAAUAUUCCUGUACCGCCCCCUCCACCAAAGGACAAAAAUGAUGGAAGGAAACGAUCUGUAAGUCCCCUUCCGCCAAAUGUCCCCCUACCUCCUCCUCCCGUCAAAUCAGACGGGGUCAAACAGAACAAGAUUGGGUGUGGAGACGCCAACGGGCCAAGCCCAGCAGCAGCAAGAAAGUUUUUCAGCAAUGCACAAGCGAAACGAGGAGGCAUGACAAUCGCAAACAAUAACACUCACUGCAUGGUUGCCAUCAAGGGCUACAUGGCUAAGAGCAAAGGCGAGCUCAGCUUCAGCCGCGGAGAAAUCAUUAAAGACUGCAAAGAAGCUGGACACGGAUUUUUGGAGGGAGAGUUCGGAGAACAGAAGGGAAAGUUCCCCAAGUCAGCAGUGCAGGACCUCUCCCGCCCUUCCUACUCGUGACAGCCCCUCACCGACGAUCUACGAGGUUUCCUAAGAAUGUGGUGACGACGAACUCUACACGUUUAGCGGCCCUCGCAUGGAGUCGUGCCAACUGAAUGAGUCAUUAAUCCUGACGUCUAGCUUCGGUGGAAGUCUGCAACUAGAAUAGUACCCGCACCUACUCUGAUUCGGUAAUGUGCUGAUGAACAACUCUUCAUGUUUAGCGCCCUCGCAUGGUGCCAACUCAACGAGUCAACUUAAUCGUGGCGUCUAGCAACAGUGCAAAACUAUAACAAGAACAGUGCUCUGAUUUGGUAACUAAUUUUUAACUAUUACUUUUUAAGAAUAUAAUUAUGGGUGUGAUAGAUAUAAAAUGCUGUAAAAUUAUUUUGUAUGAUGAAAGUACUACUUCAUUUUUUUUACUACAAAUAUUUGUGAUCAAACAUUAUUUUCCUUUUUUUACGGAUUAUUUUUUUAAACUUUGGGGUGUGAUAGGUGCUUUUUUUAAUCAAAAGUAUUACAGUUAGUUUUUUCCUACUUUCAAACACUUUUGAUCUGCCGUAAAGAUUAACAACAAACCCUCAAUAUUGCUAGAAAUUGCUAAAUUUGGUAACCCCAGCAAUAAAUGUUUAACCUCUAGAAAACAAUAACGCACCAAACUCAUAAGAUUAUAUUAUUUAUGAUAGUUUUAUUAUAAACAUUCCGUAUAUAGUUUCUACAAAUGUGCUAGAGUUUUUGUGCAACUAACAUCUAAAUAGCGAUUAACUUUUAAAAAUGUGUACUUGGGCAAGAACAUAAGUUUUUAAUGCAAUUUCCUUUAUCGUGAACUGUUGACAGGAAUAAUUUUUUU